GGCUCGGGGCGGGGGGGACUCCGUGCCGCAGCGAAGGUUAGGCAGUGGGGAGCCGGACCCCUUGGGGGCCCCCUGCUGCGAACUGCCCAGCGAGGGUCUCCCGCCUGCCACCCCCGCUAGGGGGGAGGAGGCAGCUCGGGUGGCUCCCUCCCUUCUCAUCCUGCCCCACCCCAGAGCAAGGCUGCCUGCAGGCUAGCCAGCCAUCAGGUAGAGCUGUGCAGCACAGUGCAGUUCACCACCCAGCUCUACCUGAUGAAUGGCCAGCCUGCAGGCGGUGUGACAGAGAGAGGAGCAGCCCGACUGGCCGCCCUUGCUGGCUCCUUUUAUGCCUCUGCCCCCGGCCUGGAGAAUGAUGCCACCAGCCCAGAGCAGGGCGUGGCCCUCAAGCCAGCGGUGGAGGAGGCCCUCUCGAGACCCAGCCACGCCGGCCGGCCGGAGAUGCUGGAGACCAACCUGCUGGAAAAUUCGGAACCUUUUGCUGCUCCAGCCCACUCUGCUGUGCUCACCAGGACAUACAGCAUCCAAGAUGUCCAGGGACAAAAACAUCUCGUGCUGAGGAAUCCGGAAGGCCAGGCCCAGCUGUAUGCCAGGCACCUGCCGGCAUACCGCAGCACAGAGAAGGUGAUGCUGAAGGUGCACUUGCUCUCCCACAUCAGCACCCAGACACAGCUCGUCUCACUGGAGGUGAUGGACCAGGAGGGCCACAUGCUGUACCUGACUUGUGAGGAGACCAAUGGCCUGCCACAGCUGAAGCUGGUGAAACGGGAGACGACCUCGGAGCAGCCCUGGAGGGAGUCCGAGAGGUUCCACUUCCAGAUGUCCAGGCUGAGGUGGACAGCACCAAAGCUCAUCAGAGCUCAGUUUGAGGCCAGGGCCUUCCCGAGCUUCUGCCUGGCCAUCCCGAAGGAAGAGAGCAGGCCGCUCUCGCUCCACCAGAACGGCGAGGACUUUGCCACCCAGUUCCACUUGCUCGCCCGGACGUGACUGGCACCAAGGGCCCCGCUCCAAGCCCUACACGCCCGACAUGCGGCCCCUGCAGACAGCGCCCCUCCUCCUAGAGCAGGCCCACACAACGUGAGGCCCGGGGGCAGGAUCUGGCCCACAGGCACUUCUUGCUGGCCCCCCCCAGGGAGGAAUGUCCUGCAGCUGCCGCAGCCGCCCGGAAGGGCUCUUGGCAGCAGCGCUGAGGACUGGAGUGGGCUGGGACCGCAGCAGCAGCAGCAUCGCACCAGGCAGGCACAGGCAGGGCGCAUCCCAGAAAGGCAGAGGGUCCCCCUUCUCCGAGGGCCGCUAUCCUCUGGCCUCUCUGGAAACUGCCUGGCAACACACACACACACACACACCCCGCCCUCGCAUCUUUACUUGGAAAUCAGACCCCCGUGUGGCUUUCUCCUCCCAAGUAAACAUGCCUAGGAUUGCAGCCUGCAAGCAACAGCAGCUUAGGGAGAGGAGAGGGCUUGGCCUUUGUUGGGGCCGGCAGGCACUCCAGGGGCCCCACUAAUUUCUGGCCACUGACCAGGGUUAAAAGUGUGGGUCCCUUGAUGGCGGGGGGGGCGGGGGGGGGAGAUCCACAAGUAAGUAGAAGUUGCUUUCUUUGAUAUUGUUAAUAUAACCAUGUGUUGAAAGUUGACCUUGCUUCCUGCACAUCAAGUCAUGAUUGGUUCCAGUCCACCAAAGCAUCUGAGUUGCACACCCCCACUUUAUUUAUUUAAGUAUAGGUUUAUAUUUAUGUUUGUAUGUCUGUGUGGCCCUUUGUCCUAAGGCCCCUGGGCAGCUAGCAACAAUACAAUUCAAUAAAACAAAUAUAAAAACAACAAUUAAACUCAAUAAAGAACAUACAAGCAGGUCAAAAUGGAGCUUAGCAUUCAAAAAGAGCAUUGCCAGCUCACUGGCAAAAGCCGGGAUUCCCGUCCUCACCCGGCCUUCUCCCCUGAGGGAGCCAGGUAUGCGGGUCUCACUGUGAGCAGGUUACAGGGCCGGAUUAAGCUAGUGCAGCGCCUGUAGCGCAUGUUAUAAAGGGGCCCUAAAUUUUAAAAAUGUGCACAAGUAUUAAAACAUAAAUUAUUUACUUGCAUAGUAAAGUAAUUCAAUUUGAACAAAAUUAUGUACUUGUAACAUGUCAUUAAUGACGUCCGUAAUGAUUAGGUACUACUUCA
Hemicordylus capensis (graceful crag lizard) is the source of this 2156-nucleotide messenger RNA. RefSeq lists its product as uncharacterized. The coding region runs from base 253 to 984 and encodes 243 amino acids. The transcript is spliced from 5 exons. NCBI's taxonomy places the organism in Eukaryota, Metazoa, Chordata, Lepidosauria, Squamata, Cordylidae. The record is from RefSeq and is a predicted model, not a curated record.